Brenthis ino (lesser marbled fritillary) is the source of this 2010-nucleotide messenger RNA. The record is from the annotation of a GenBank genome assembly. NCBI's taxonomy places the organism in Eukaryota, Metazoa, Arthropoda, Insecta, Lepidoptera, Nymphalidae.
AUGAUGUCGUUGAGGUCGAAGGCCCUAGCGCUGGUGGAGGUGUUAUUAAGAGUUCCACCGUUAUUUGUGGUGGAUGAGUUCUUAAAGAUCAGCCUGGGGUUGCCAGUAUCAACUGGCGAGGAGGUAUCCGUGCUGUCGAGUGUGACGGUCGACCACGUCGAUAUAAGUGACUCCGAUACAAAUUACUACGACGCUAACUUCUACAACGCAUUCUUCUUAACACUCCUCAAAUUCGUCGUUUGCUGCCUAGGAUGCACGUCGGCGCUCUGCAUCUUCGUGCUGUACACGAAGCACCUGAUCAUCGUGUAUCUGUAUCUCAUGUCAUUAGGCAUCGUCUUCGUCUCCUAUUGGACGAACGUGUCCGCCAUCAAACAGAUCCAGUCGCUAACACUAGCCGUUACGACACACCCCUCGACGAGCAUAUUAGAAGAUAUUUUAAAUUUAAACGUGAAAAAUUUACUUGAUCUCGAAGGACCAGGGAUCCUGGUCAUACAAAAUUUUGCUAUACAGUUCAUAUUGGCGGUCCUCUUCAGAAAUGUUCACCUUGGUCCGCGACACCCGACCAUACAAAAGCUUCUGCCUUUAAGCUUCAUGGCUCCCUCUUUUUUAGCCAUGCUACCAGUUCCACCGAAUCUCUUACACCACUCUCCCGUCUUUUCCGCCCUUUUGCCUUUAUGUCUCGUGAAGUAUGUGUUGUGGUCUUCGGGUUAUGACGUGGUGCAAGUCAUAUAUGCUGGCUAUCAGCAUGGAAGAUUGUUUGUCAGCCAUAACGGACUAUCAGCGCUAGUUGAAACAGAAUGGAUGCGUUUAAACGUGCCAUGUGUUCUGCGAGUAUUUUGGGUAGUGCGAGUCGCAGAACAUGCAAUAUUAUUACUAAUGGACAAUUACGAUGAAGACACUGAUGAAAUCUUGAAGGUUUCAACCUUGUUAGCUGUACAGUCGUUGGCGUCGAUGGCUAAAUCUUUAUUAGUAACGGGCUGUGAAACCAUAACCGCAGUGCUCGGCAUGACAUCUGUCAUAUCGUUCUUUUGUCAUUACAUCGGGAAUUUUUUCCAAUGGAUACUGUUGACGGACGAAGAGGAGGACAAAAGUAUUGGGACGGUCUCCGCGAUACUAUUCUAUAUACUAGCGUUGCAAACAGGCUUAACGUCUCUCAAUCCAGAGAAAAGAUUCAUCCGAUUGUGUAGGAAUUUUUGUUUGUUGUUCACAGCUCUAUUGCAUUUCUUGCACAACAUCGUUAAUCCAAUGUUGAUGUCUUUAAGCGCGUCGCACAAUCCAAGCACUCAUAGACACGUCCGUGCACUCGGCGUUUGUGCCUUUCUCAUCAUAUUCCCAAUCUCUCUACUCGUCUACUUAUGGUCGCAACACUCUAUAUCGACCUGGCUCUUGGCGGUUAGCGCCUUUAGUAUAGAAGUCAUAGUCAAAGUGAUAGUCAGUCUUAUGAUUUACUCCCUCUUCCUAUUCGACGCAUAUAGAAGCACGUUUUGGGAACAGUUGGACGAUUACGUCUAUUACAUACGAGCUUUUGGAAAUACGAUAGAGUUUUGUUUUGGAAUAUUUUUGUUUUUCAACGGCGCCUGGAUUUUGUUAUUCGAAUCUGGUGGCGCUAUAAGAGCAGUCAUGAUGUGUAUACACGCGUAUUUUAAUAUCUGGUGUGAAGCCAGAGCUGGGUGGUCAGUGUUUAUGAAACGGCGUACGGCCGUUAAUAAAAUUAAUUCGUUAAGAGAGGCGUCCGCAGAGCAACUGCAUCGUUUGGACGAUGUUUGUGCAAUAUGCUACCAAGAGAUGCAUUCAGCUAAGAUAACACGCUGCAACCACUUCUUUCACGGCGUGUGUUUGAGAAAGUGGUUGUACGUGCAGGACCGAUGUCCUUUAUGUCACGACAUAUUAUAUAAAAUAGACAAUGAUCCUAAUAAGGAUAGCUCAGAGGCUGCCAAUGAGGAAAACAGUAACAACCAAAACUUACUCCUCGAAGAGGAGCCAGAUAUGCUCCUCAACGACGGAGUAAGG